AAUUACGGACCGGCCACGGGAUCUAAAAAUAGCGGCGGCGGCGACUUGUCAGCUAGUUGUUGGGAUGCUGACGUCGGGGCCCCGGGAGCAGGUGUCCUGCUGGAAGGAGACUCGGUGUCCGGCAGGGAGGGAGGCCCUCCUUCCCUCCCCGGGGUGUGGACUCCCAGCCAGUGCCCCCUCCGCUCCCGGGGCGCGAACCCCGAACAGGUGUUCUCCGCCCCCGGGAGGCGGACCCCAGACAGGUGCCCCCUCCCCUUCGCGUGGCGAGGAUCCCCGGCCGCUUUCUCCUUCGUACGCGAGAAGCGGGCCCCCGGGACGCGGACGCCCGACAGGUGUCCCCUCCCUCCCCGGGACGCAGACCCCCAGCCGCCGCGGGGGGUGGGCGUGCCCAAUCCACGCCUGAAUGGUCCGCUGGCUUCCCGUCUGCGAGCUCACCUGGGCGAGGCGCCCGGCAAGUUGGUGACUGGUGUCCGGAGGGUGACCGCGGCCCCCACACUUGGCAGAGUCCUGGCGUCUGUGAAGGCUGGAGGCAAAGCUGGAAAGGACAGUGGGAAGGCCAAGGCCAAAGCAGUGUCUCGCUCACAGAGAGCUGGGCUCCAGUUUCCCGUGGGCCGCAUCCACAGACACCUGAAGACCCGCACCACGAGCCACGGGAGGGUCGGCGCCACGGCCGCGGUGUACAGCGCUGCCAUCCUGGAGUACCUCACGGCUGAGGUGCUGGAGCUGGCGGGGAACGCCUCCAAGGACCUCAAGGUAAAGCGGAUCACUCCGCGCCACCUGCAGCUCGCAAUCCGCGGCGACGAAGAGUUGGACUCCCUCAUCAAGGCGACCAUCGCGGGGGGUGGUGUGAUCCCGCACAUCCACAAGUCUCUGAUUGGAAAGAAGGGACAGCAGAAAACCGCUUAGAGGGCUGUUUUACCCAGCCCUUCUCCUGUCACUGUACUGUAACUGGGACAGAAGAAAUAGUGGGGACAUGGGGGAUUUUUAAAAGAGGCUGAAGGAAAAGCUUAGACAAUUUCUGUAGACACAAUAAGAGACAUUUGUAUGUUCUUAGGCUCAAAGUUUGAUAAAGUACCUUUCCGUGUGGCAGCACUCGUGUGGUGAUUGGCUAGGUUUCUCCCGUGUGUUUUAUACAAAAAUGGAAUUGAUAAACCAUUUUUUACAAAAAGAA
Molecule: messenger RNA, 1171 nt
Organism: Suricata suricatta (meerkat)
Lineage: Eukaryota; Metazoa; Chordata; Mammalia; Carnivora; Herpestidae
Exons: 5
Cellular component (GO): nucleosome
Molecular function (GO): structural constituent of chromatin; DNA binding; protein heterodimerization activity
Source: RefSeq, a predicted model, not a curated record